Molecule: messenger RNA, 1304 nt
Organism: Lactuca sativa (garden lettuce)
Lineage: Eukaryota; Viridiplantae; Streptophyta; Magnoliopsida; Asterales; Asteraceae
Product: transcription factor DIVARICATA
Molecular function (GO): DNA binding
Source: RefSeq, a predicted model, not a curated record
CAAGAGUAGAGCAGCCACAGUAAAAUACUUCAAAAAAUCACACAAACCACCACAAAACUUUGUAUAUAAGUAGCAGAGAAUCAGACUACCUUUGACAACUAGCUAUCCACCUUAUUCCAUCACUCUGCGUUCAUCCGCAAUAAGGAUUCAUAAAAAAAAAACCAGUCUUGAUUCCCCUACAAGAGCUAAUAGCUAUGGAAACAUCAAAUCGAUUGAUGAUGCAAGAGAGCAAGAGCUCAAAAUGGACAAGAGAACAGAACAAAUGGUUCGAAAGUGCUUUGGCUAUAUUCGAUACAGAAACGCCAGACCGAUGGUCCAAUGUUGCUGCUUUAGUCCCCGGCAAAUCAGAGUUCGAAGUGAGACAACAGUACGAGGAAUUGAAAGCCGAUAUCAAUAAUAUCGAAGCCGGUUUAGUUCCCGAUCCCGGCUACUUCACCUUCAAAUCGGAAUUACUCCAAGAUCGCAGAUUCAAUUCUUUCGGGAGUCGACUUUUCAGGUCUAGAUCAUUAGAUCACGAAAGGAGAAAAGGCAUUCCAUGGACAGAAGAUGAACACAGGAGAUUCUUGAUGGGACUUCAAGUUCAUGGCAAAGGUGAUUGGCGAAAUAUUUCUCGUAAUUUUGUGGUGACUAAAACACCAACACAAGUAGCGAGUCAUGCACAAAAGUACUUUGCAAGACAACAUGCUGACGGGAAAGAGAAGAGGAGACCUAGCAUUCAUGAUAUCACCACCGUCCACCUGCCACGAACCACCAGUUUCUCAGGCGACAUGGACAAAUCAUCCCCAUUAAUGGUUAAUACACAAAACAACGGAAUCAAUAUCCGAGUAUACAAUUCUGGUCUCUUUUUCCAACCUACGAGGUACCAGGUUCAAGGUUAGCUAACCCGGGUUUAAUUGUGCUUGUAGUUGAGAUCAAUACUAUAGUACUCUUUAUGAUCUGUACAAUGUAUUAAUUGUGUAUGAUAGUAUAGAAGCUUGACUUUCUGGUUAGUUUAAUUAAAGAUAUACGAUGGUUUAAAUAUCGAAUUAAUGAGCAGACGACAAACUUUCCAUCUCAUCAGCUAUCCGUUGUUUGGAAAAAAGAACUUGUUUUGGAGUAUGACAAAGGUUCUCACUUCAUGAAAUAGCCUUUUCAAUUCUCUGCAAGUUGCAUAAUUAAUAGAGCACUUUGCUCCACCAUUCCAUUCUAUCCUUGAUCAAAGCUUAUAUGUGGGGAUGACCCACAUAUGUUAGUUAAAGCUUCGAAUCAUAUAUUAUGUUUAUCGCAUGUUUUGUAUGAAAUUUUGUUUAAUACCCUUUAUACUC